GCGCUCUUUUUAUGCGCACGCGCAGAAAAGAUGAUCUGUCAACAGGAACGAUGCUUUAUCAACUUUCAUGUUAGAAGCUUGUUAAAUUUUGAAGAGGUUAUGAAGUUAGAGAAUCGUCACAAAAGUUAUCAAAUUUUUUGAACGAUGCAUAUUAGUCGAAGUAAUAUAGUAUAUGCAAGCAAAUAUAAUUAAAAGGUGUCGUUUUUUAAAGCUAAUAUUGUAUCUCGUUUAAAUAGUGACACUAGUCAAAAUGGCAAUACUAGAGGAAGGCAAGACGUGGAUACUGGAAUUAGAAGCAGCAUUGCUUGAUACUGAAGCACCAUCUGCGUCUGAUAUUUAUGCAAUAUGCAGAGGUCAAGCAGUACCUGAAGAUCUUAGACCAGAUGUUUGGCAAGCAUGUUUAGAUGUUGCUGAUCGAGGUAAUCAAUUAAGUCAAUUUAAUGAAGUAUUUGAUUUACCGGAACAAAAUACCAUACGAGAAGAUUGCGUAGAAUUUGUUGCAAAACUUGGAAAUGAGGAUGAAGAUAAAGUGUUCGUUGUUUCCGAUUUGGAAUCAAUUAUAACAUAUUAUUGUAAAACUAAAGGAGUACAAUAUGAAAAAGGAAAUGGUUGGUUAGAAUUACUUGGUCCGUUAGUAGCACUAAAAUUACCACGCGCAUCAACAUACAAUUUAUUUGAGGCAAUAAAAGAGUUAUAUAUUCCAAGAGGUGAAAUAUACAGUGCUGUAUUAAGACUAUUAUUGUUAUAUCAUGAACCAGAAUUGUGUUCCUUUUUGGAUACAAAAAGGGUAUCACCUGAUCAAUAUGCAAAAGGAUGGGUGAAUACUUUAUUUGCUGGUGUAUGUUCAUUACCAGCUGUAUGUACAAUGUGGGAUUUGUAUUUCAUGCAAGCUGAUCCUUUUUUUAUGUUAUUUCUUUCUCUUAUAAUGGUAAUAAAUGCAAGAGAGCAAAUAUUAAGCAUGAAAGAUGAAGAUAAAGAAAGUAUAAUAAAUGCCAUAUCAAUGAUGCCAUGUGCUUUGGAAGCUGAAGAUGUAACAGAUUUUUGUUCAUUAGCACAAUAUUAUGCAAUGAAAACGCCAUCGUCUUUUAAACACGACCUAUACCCUGUUAUGUUUGGUGAUAAUUAUGAAAAUAAAUUGAUAUCGCAUGCUUUAUGUUUACCGGUAUCUGCACAAGAAUUAGUAGAAAAUACUAUUGAAACUCCGCCCAUGUCUAACAAUUCUGUUGAAUCGGUUAGAUUUUUUUUAGUUGAUUGUAGACCUGCAGAACAAUAUAAUGCAGGACAUUUGCCAACUGCAUUUCAUUUGGACUGUAAUUUGAUGUUACAAGAACCAGCUGCAUUUGCUACUGCGGUACAAGGAUUAUUACAAGCACAACGUCAUGCAAUAGCUGUUGGUUGUUACGCAGGAGGAGAACAUCUUGUCUUUUUAGGUAGUGGCAGACAAGAGGAAGAUCGAUAUACUCAUAUGGUAGUGGCUUCUUUUUUGCAAAAACACACUCAAUAUGUGAGCAUGGUUACUUCAGGGUAUCAAGCAAUACAUGAGUAUUUUGGAGACGAAGUGGUUUCUAGUUUGGUCGAUCAUAAUUCGCAACAUUGUUUGGUAUGUAAUGCAAACAUGUCGGAGACUAAUUCUAACGAAGCAACUCCAAAUAAAACUAAGAACAAUAAUAUCGAUCUGUUUGGAAAAAUUGGUAUGGUAAUGAGAUUGAAGAGUCAAAAAGUAAAAGGAAAACUUUUUGAUUAUAUAGUUAAUCCUUCUGCAAGUGUUAAUAGUAAUAUGGAUAUGAGGGGUAAUAAAGAUGUAGAAUAUAUUAGACGAUCAAGAAAAACACCACCAGUUUUUAGUAUUGAUGAUGAUCAAGAAUUAGAUAUGACAAUGACCAAUAAUGAAAGUGAAGAACCUAUCGAGGUUGUGUCUAUCCAACAAUGGAUGAAAGAUCCUAAAUUAUUACAUUCCUUCAAGUGUAAAGAAGUUAAAGUUAAUGGAGACCUUUGUAAUAGCUUAUUGUUAAUUACUGAUAGUCAUCUCAUUGUACUCCGUGAGAUACAAGAACGUAAAGGUGCAGCACACGUAAUUGUUAAACGUCCUUUAACUAGUAUUGUUAAAAUAACGUCCAGAAAACGACAUUCAGACCUAAUUACUUUCAAAUAUGGUACUACACAAUUUAAUCAUACAGUGAUCACAGAUAUGGAUAAAUUUCUUAUACCUAAUGCUAGCGAAGCAACUACAUUAAUCACAGAACAAAUUCUAAAACAAUUGGAACCAUCUAACGAAAGUAAUGUAAGUUCUAAAUGAGUAUAAUAAUUGAAUUAUAGUAUAUAAUGAUUUUAAUUGCAGAAUAAAUUCAUUUGUGAAUAAUAUA
Messenger RNA from Polistes dominula (European paper wasp), 2363 nucleotides. RefSeq names its product TBC1 domain family member 23 (gene TBC1D23). Gene Ontology annotation, cellular component: trans-Golgi network. Gene Ontology annotation, biological process: retrograde transport, endosome to Golgi. NCBI's taxonomy places the organism in Eukaryota, Metazoa, Arthropoda, Insecta, Hymenoptera, Vespidae. The record is from RefSeq and is a predicted model, not a curated record.